AUGGAUAUCGCAGCUCAAAUUUUCGUGUCUAUCCGCCAUCUUGUCAUUUACAAGCAUAUUAAAGACUCCCUUGGAUUAAAGAAGUGUAGGCUUGUUGUUGGAAACCCUAAUAAGAAAAACAUUACAUACCAAAAAUUUUUUCGACAUGGUGAUGAUGUUGAAUCAAUAAAGUCAAUACUGAUGCCAAUUGCAACAGACCUCUUAGAGAAAAAGAUUGAUUACCCACUCACCAUGAUAUAUGUACCAUUAAAGCUAUGUGGGUUUGCAUACAAAAUAUUUGAACAUGUCUUUGGUGAUAAACGAUAUUUCCCACCUGGUUCUGCUCAUAUUCCCAUUAACAGAAUGUUUGCUCAAUUUCAUGCUGCACAAACAAGCCAGAUGAAAGAUGAAAUUUUGAAGCAGCUUUGCUUAAGACAGUGCAAAGUUCGGGUUGUUUUUGCAACAGUGGCUAUUGGCAUGGGUGUAGAUAUUCCUGACAUUCGUCAUAUGAUACAUGUGAGUCCACCAUGCUCAGUUAAAGCAUAUUUUCAGGAGACAGGACGAGCUGGCAGGGAUGGCAAACCUUCCUUAGCCACACUCUACUACAACAAUAGAGACAUUGGAAAGAAUCGAGUUGGUAUGCAGGAUGAUAUGCGCAACUUAUGUAAUAGCAAUGACACUUGCUUGAGGAGAUUGCUUUUGCAGUGUUUUGACUAUACACAGGAGAUUGUUGUUGAUCCAUUACAUAGUUGUUGUAGUGUGUGUCAGGCACACUGCAAAUGCUCAAUGUGUUUUGAUCUUCAAACUUCCUAG
Dendronephthya gigantea is the source of this 792-nucleotide messenger RNA. RefSeq names its product mediator of RNA polymerase II transcription subunit 34-like. The transcript has a single exon. Lineage: Eukaryota; Metazoa; Cnidaria; Anthozoa; Malacalcyonacea; Nephtheidae. Gene Ontology annotation, cellular component: nucleus; chromosome; cytoplasm. Gene Ontology annotation, biological process: double-strand break repair via homologous recombination. Bases 1 to 792 code for a protein of 263 amino acids. Gene Ontology annotation, molecular function: 3'-5' DNA helicase activity; four-way junction helicase activity. The record is from RefSeq and is a predicted model, not a curated record.